Neocloeon triangulifer is the source of this 3645-nucleotide messenger RNA. It is a transcript of the gene rb, whose product is annotated as AP-3 complex subunit beta-2. The transcript has 17 exons. Gene Ontology annotation, cellular component: AP-3 adaptor complex; membrane coat. Gene Ontology annotation, biological process: intracellular protein transport; vesicle-mediated transport. NCBI's taxonomy places the organism in Eukaryota, Metazoa, Arthropoda, Insecta, Ephemeroptera, Baetidae. The coding region runs from base 138 to 3398 and encodes 1086 amino acids. The record is from RefSeq and is a predicted model, not a curated record.
UGCACAGUGCAGUGGUCACAAGUCUCUCAGACGUCACUGACGCUUUUUCGCAAAUUAAUCAGCACUGAUUAUCGUUCCUUUUUACCUAAAAUUUAUCACACAUAUUUGCAACGGAGGGUUUUGAAAAGCUCAGCAAAAUGUACGCGCCAGGCGUGAACUCGUCGACCAACCUGUCGUACAACAACGAUCGCCCUCCUUCGGCAGAGGCUGUCGAGAUGGCCAGUGACCCUGCUUCGGGAGGCUUUUUCAACUCUGAUUAUAAAAAACACGAUGAUCUGAAGCAAAUGCUGGACAGCAACAAAGACAAUCUCAAACUCGAAGCCAUGAAAAGGAUCAUUGGGAUGGUCGCUAAGGGUCGUGAGGCGUCUGAUCUUUUUCCGGCAGUUGUGAAAAAUGUGGUGUCCAAAAACAUCGAGGUCAAAAAGCUUGUUUACGUCUACCUCGUCAGAUAUGCCGAGGAGCAGCAAGACUUGGCCCUCCUUUCCAUUUCAACAUUCCAACGGGCUCUCAAAGAUCCCAACCAACUGAUCAGGGCCAGUGCUCUGAGGGUCCUUUCCUCAAUCAGAGUGACCAUGAUCGUGCCCAUAGUCAUGCUGGCCAUCAAAGACGCCGCGGCCGACAUGUCUCCUUAUGUUAGAAAAACUGCAGCUCAUGCCAUUCCAAAACUUUACAGUCUGGACCAGGAUCAAAAGGAGGAACUCAUUCAAGUCCUGGAAAAACUUCUGUCAGACAAAACGACGCUUGUUGUUGGUUCCGCAGUGAUGGCCUUUGAGGAAGUUUGUCCUGACAGAAUCGACCUCAUCCACAAGAAUUUCCGCAAACUGUGCAGUUUGCUUGUGGAUGUCGACGAAUGGGGCCAAGUUGUGAUCAUCAACAUGCUCACUCGAUAUGCAAGGACCCAGUUUACAGAUCCGAAUGUUAAUGAAAUUGAUGAGGAGGAAGAAAACAAGAGGCCAUUUUAUGAGGACGAGGAUGAUGGCGACGAAUCUCAGCCAGAAAAGCGGGCGCCGAGCUUGGACCCUGAUCAUCGACUGCUGUUAAGAAGCGCCAAACCUCUGCUUCAGAGUCGAAAUGCUGCUGUUGUUUUAAGUGUGGCUCAGCUUUACCAUCAUACUGCGCCAAAAUCGGAAGUGAAUCAAGUGUCGAAAGCCAUGAUCAGGCUUUUAAGGUCUCACAGGGAAGUGCAGGACAUUGUUCUGACCUCAAUCGCUGCUAUUGCUACUCGGAGAAAGAGCAUGUUUGAGCCAUUUCUGAAGAGUUUCUUUGUGCGCACAAGUGAUGCUACACACAUUAAGCUGCUCAAGCUUGAAAUUUUGACAAGUCUGGCCAGCGAUUCCAAUGUGGGGAUCAUUCUCAGAGAGCUGCAGACUUAUGUCGCUGCCCACGACCCUCCGUUCGUAGCUGCAGCGAUUCAGGCCAUCGGCAGGUGCGCCUCAAACAUCAAGGAAGUCACCGACACUUGUUUGAACGGACUGGUGUCCCUGCUCUCAAAUAAAGACCAGGCCGUGGUUGCUGAGAGUGUGGUCGUGAUAAAGAAAUUGCUGCAGACUCAACCCAGCGCCCAUCGCGAGAUCAUCAUCCAGAUGGCCAAACUUGUCGAUAAUGUGUCUGUACCACAAGCUAGAGCUUCCAUUUUGUGGUUACUUGGAGAAUAUUCUGAAAGGGUUCCGAAAAUAGCUCCGGACGUUUUGAGAAAAAUGGCCAAAUCUUUCACCAAUGAGGAGGACAUUGUGAAGCUGCAAGUAAUGACUUUGGCUGUUAAACUGUGCCUCACCAACCCAAAGCAGACAAAACUGCUUUGCCAGUAUGUCCUGCAGCUGGCUAAGUAUGACCAGAAUUACGACUUGCGAGACCGAGCCAGGUUUCUGCGUCACAUUGUUUUCCCUGGAGAUGCUGGGGCAGGUGGAGCGACUCGUCUGAGCAAACAGGCCAAGAAAAUUUUCCUGGCACCCAAGCCUGCGCCUGUUCCAGAAUCUCAAUUCAAAGACCGGGAGCAGUUUCAACUAGGGUCGCUCUCUCACUACAUCAACACCAAGACCAAUGGCUACCAAGAAUUGCCCUCCUUCCCCCUGGAGGCACCUGACCCUAAAGCCAGAGAUGUUGAAACAGCACCUGAAAUUGCGGAAGAAGCUCCGUUGUUCACUAAAAAAGUGUCCAGCAAGAACAAAGCAUCAUUUUACUCAGAUUCCGAGUCCCCGGAUGAUGAAUCUGAGGAGAAUAGUUCUGAUGAGGAAGAUGACGACGAAGAAGAGGAGGAACAGUCGAACAGUGAAAAAGAUGGAGAAGAAAGUGAUACUGAAGACGAAGAGAGCAGCGAGCCUGAGGAGGCACCAAAGGUGAAGAAGAUUGAAAGCUCAAAAGCCAAACCUAAAAAGGAGGUUGUACUGGACGAAAGCGAUAACGAUGAAGAAUCUGAGGAGAGCUCGUCUUCAGAAAGUGGCUCGGAAUCGGACACUGAAGAUGAUUCCAGUGAGCCUGAAAAAGCUCCUCGGAAAGCAGCAGCCAAACCAGUCAAACCCUCCACCACCUCUACUCCUGCCAAAAGCAAAAAGUCCAAUCUGGACCUCCUUCUUGAAUUGGAUGAUGUCCCUGCGUUCACUCCAGUAAUGACCCCUUCACUUGGAGGAUUUUUAACUCCGAUGACCACUCCAUCGACUGCAGUCAAGACCCAACUUUUCCCCGACAUCCAACCUGCUAGUGCAGUUAUUUCCCCGAAGUCCACCUCGGAAUUGCUGAACAAAAUUAACUCUGGUGGUUUGGAGAUCAAAUAUCGCUUCACCAGAGCGCCUCACCUUUACUCCCAGAGCAUGACCUCUGUUGAAUUGACAUUCCACAAUCACAGUCCGGAAGAAUUGACAAAUAUCAGAAUUGGAGAUAGACCUACAUCUGGCGACAUUUCCAUCCAUGAGUUUGCAGCCAUUUCGGCAUUGCUGCCUGGAUCUUCAAUCAUGGGCACCUUAGGAGUGGACUUUGCUGAUUCCACACAACCUGUCAACUUUGAAAUUCUGAUCGAUGGUGAAAAGUCGUGCCCAGUGGCCUUGAAGGCGCCCGUCGGUGAAUUGAUCAGAGCCGCGACGAUGUCCGAAGAGCACUUCCUCAAGCAGCAAAAUAACUUAAGAGGAAUGCACGAAAACAACGCAAAAUUCAGCUUCCCCAAAUCCUGCCAGGACCUGCGUGGUCUCAGCAAUCGAAUCUUGACCACAGCAAACCUUGGUCCUAUCAGCAGCAGUGAUUCCACAACGCUCAGAUUUGCCGCACAGACGUUGUCCUCGAGGUCUAUUGUCCUCGUGUCUCUGCAGUCGGGCGAUAAUCAAAAUGUUAAUCUAACCGUCAAUUGUGAAAAAAUGGUGAUAGGGUCAAUGCUAAUCACACAACUCAAAGCUUGUCUGACAGAUUAGUUGUUCUGUUAUUGUCCUUUUCAAUUAUAAAUUUUUCCAUCAAAAAUUUAAAUUUCGGAAAUUAUUGUAACUCUGGGAAAUUUGGGGUGGAUUUGAAAUCUCUAAAUAUCUUUUAGAGCCCCUGGCUCUCUUUUAUUACCACACCGAAACUUAUGUGGAUAUAAGAUGUGCUUACUAUUUUUGGCUUUGGCCAAUUUGCUUCACUUUACGUUGGUUUCGUCAAACAAUAAACAGAAAUUAUACUUAA